Molecule: messenger RNA, 13089 nt
Organism: Varanus komodoensis (Komodo dragon)
Lineage: Eukaryota; Metazoa; Chordata; Lepidosauria; Squamata; Varanidae
Gene: PDE7B
Product: phosphodiesterase 7B
Exons: 13
Coding region: 10763-12109 (448 amino acids)
Molecular function (GO): 3',5'-cyclic-AMP phosphodiesterase activity
Source: RefSeq, a predicted model, not a curated record
UGUACCAGCUGGAGUAUCCGGACCAUUUUCAAAGGCAGCUCCACAUAGAGUACAUUGCAGUAAUCCAAGGGGGAAGUUACCAGAGCAUGUAUCACUGUUGCUAGGGAGUGCUGCUGGAUCUGCCUUCUUCAUGGUAUCCAUGGAAAACAUACCACUGGCAGAGUGAGAUUCAAAAUGAGACUUCAGAUGCACAAAGGUUCUCUGGAGGAAAUCUGGAGGCAUGUGUUGUAGUAACAAGGGGAAGGGGAUUCCUGGGACUCCAUCGGCAAUAUCCAUUCUGCUGGCACAACAAGGAACCUGGACUUAACCCAUAAUCUUUAAAAAAAAUCUGUAUCAGAAUAUUGGAAAAUGGGUGCCAUGCCAUUAAAUAUUUAAGAGUCCUCGGAUUUAGCAUCAUUCUGGAACAAUGUGGUGAUCAUCAAAACAUGGUGGAGAAUAUUUCCUGGUUUCUUCAGAUAAUACUGGAAACCCUCUUGCCUAAAUCCCUGGAGAGCUGUUUGGACUUAGAAUUGACAGCAAUGGGCUAGAAGGACCCAUGGUCUGGCAAUUCUUAUGUUCCUAUUUGGAACACCUCUCAGCAAAGUAUCCUCUGAAAGAGUUUGGCUCAAGUCUACUUAAAAUGUACUAUUCAGCUGGGUUAUUGACCACCAGGCUAUUUUUCACACAAGUGGGAAUAAUCUCUGCACCUGGAAACAUGAAAGCAAGAGAUUUUAAAGCUGGUAACUCAGUGGUCUUGAAUCACAGCAGCUCUUUUCAAUGAAUUACUGGCUUCCAAGCCAUGUUGCUAUUUCAAAUGAUGAUCUAGGAAUAAUGUUUGUUAGAAAAACAUGCCUACCUCUAGUAUCAAUUCUGAAUCAUUCUUCCUAUUUUUAUUGUUUGUUUCCUUAAGCUAGGCUUGGUAGCAGGUUAAAAAUUUCAAAAUCUUGCCAAGCUAAUUGUACCUGAAAAAAUAUGAUUCCAUCAUCUCUUCCCAAGUGGGUAAUGCUGACUUGCUAUUUUCACAAGAGAUUGACCAUCAAAUCCCUGCUGAUCCUUCUCAUGUAUUUGAGUUAAUCAUUGAACAUUGCAGGAUUCAGCUUCUCCUCUUUGCCAGCCAAGAGCUUUUUCUUAAUAUGGGUCAUGUUUAGCCUGAUUAUAAAUCGCAGUCUGCCUUUAGGAUUACAGAUCAGGAACUGCCCAAAUGCAGUCAACAGAUGCAUUUAAUUCACUAUUUAAACCUUUCAAAGCCUAUUUAGAUUUUCUUUUGGUUCCCCCUUCUCUUCCUGACUUUGUUUUUGUUUUGUUUCUAUUUAUUCAAUUUAUUCUAUUAUUACAUUUUUACCCCACCUUUUUUCCUUUUAACAAGGAAAUCGGUGUUCGCAUGGUCCUCCUCCAUUCCAUUUUAACCUCACAACAACAAUGCUAUGAGGUAGGUUGGGCUGAGAGCCCAUGACUGGCCAAAAGUCACCUAGUGCUAGAACCCUGGUAUCCUGAGUCCCAGUCCAGCUCUCUAACCACUACCCCACACAGCACAAGUUACUUUCUUGUGUGCAGAAGGGUUGAUACGUUUAAGUUAUCACUUUUAAAUCAGAUAUUUGAUUUUAGUUCUUAGUCACAAAUGCAAAUUGUGCAUUUCUUUAUUUGUUACACAGUAUUUAUAUGACCAUUAUUAUAUGAUCCCUUCCUACUUCAGAAUGAAGAUGAGGAUUGGAGAUAAGAAUUUCAUCUACAAAAAGCUUUAAAUCCUCUGUAUCCAACUUUUGAUGUUAUUGCAGAACUGAGAUACAAAAAGCAUUUUCUUUUUCCUGCUUUUCUAAUAUUUAGCCUCUAGGUGGUGCUGUGCUAUAGCAGAAUAAUGCAAUUAUACAUGUAGGAAAAUGGUUCCUUUCACUUUCAGAAAUAAUACCCUACUCCAAGAAACACCUGUAAAAGAGUAAAAAUUGUGUUUAAGCUUAGAAAAGAAAAGGAAAACUGGAGGGUCAGAAUGUUGUCUAAAAACCUGUUAAAAAAUGAGCAGUCACAAGUACAUAAUAAUUUAUUCCUCUAGCUCAAAAUGGACCACAAGAAAAGGGCGUAUUAAUUGCUGAGGGAUGGACACAUUUGUCAGCUAGCUUUUUCCCACAUUCAGAAUGUUUAAACUUUCAAAUUCUUUCAUUCCCAAAUACAAAUGCAGAUUUUGCAAAUGUUGGUAAAUCCUCACCCAAAUCAAAGAAACUAAAUCUCACCCAUCUCUAUAACACCUUCAGUUGUUUAUUGCAGCACAGACUGUCUGUCAACCCACAGAGACAGUGUUGUACUAAAUUUAGAAGUUCAGGAGCUUAGCAAGAGAGGGUGUACCCAUACGGGCACAUACCAACAAGCAGCAGCACAUAGCAUAAUAAUGAAUUCUUUACCAUCAGCAUGACAGCAAUUCUGUGCCUAGAUACCUAAGAGUAAGCUCCUCUGAGCCAGUGGCCCUCGCUUUUGAUGGUGUGCAUUCCACUUGUAAAGCACAUUGAGCUGUGACAAAAGGUCUUCAGCCAGUUGGAAUGCAACCUUCAGCUUUUAAUUAGAAGUGCAAGCAAUCUUGCAAAGUAGUGUUACCAUCUCAGAUUGCUAGAGUGGAGUAAAAGUCCCGCCACAGAAAAAAGAGUCCAGCCUCUGGUGCAUUAUUUUCCUCAUUCACUGACUUCCUAUUUAUGAAUCCGGCACAAAGAAUAGUAAAAUUUGAAAGCCUCGUUAUCACUUCAUUCCCUUUCCAGGACAAGGAAUGUCUACCAAUUCCUCUGGAGCUCUAGGAGAUGACAUCAGCGCUCCUAGGCUGAACGACAUCCUGAGGUGUGUGUGCUACCCAGAGACAUGCUCAUUGGAGUCCACGAACUUUCAAGCUUUCUUACAAUGUGGUGCCUCUGGUAGCGUCUUAGUAUACCACUUCACAGAGAGCACCCCCACCUGUCUUUUUAGGUUGGUGGAAACAUUGGAGAUAAUGUAAUGGGAACUCUCAUAAAAUGCCUGCUAUGAAGAGGUUGCUUAUUCAUAAAACAGCUGCCAGGCAGCAUAGCCAGUCACAAAAGAGUCGUUUUCCACAAAGCAAACUGUGAGACUAAAAGAAAAGCAAUGGCCCAGGAACCUUAGCGUAAAGCUGAGUACAAGCUCCAAAACACAAACGUGCUCUUUGAACAUGGAUAAAAACGGGAUUGGAGCUUAAAAAAUAAAAUUGCAAGCGGAAGAGGCAGAGUUCCUGACUGGUACCACUGGGAGUGCCUAAGAACACACUUGUGGGCACAGACUGAGAACAUGCAUUGCUUCGGUGGUAAUCUUUCCAGAUUAAUUUCCCCUCUUCCACUACCUCUCUGUGUACUUCAAAUAGACUCUUCAAAAAUUGCAUGAAAAGGACAGUGGCUAGAAACGUUCACCUGAUGAAAUUCUUGGUUCUGUGCAACUACAGAAGCUCCCUCGAGGUCUCAACCUGCCUAAGAACCAAAUCUUUGGAGGCCAUACCAGAAAAUCUCUCCCCCAUCAUUCUAGCACUCAAGUGUCGUCUCAGUGCCUUCCCUACUAGCAGGUAGGCAAAGUCCCCAGCGUGUCUGGAUGAUAAAGCAUUUCUCUUUUAUGCUCUGAAAAUAACAGGCAAUUUAAAUUAGUCAUCAACCCACUGAUUUACAAAGUACAAAGGGAGAGUCCCAGUUCCCUUGAACCAGGUUUGCUGCUCAGCAAAAGUUCCAAAGGACUCCAUUGGCAUAACCUAGGUGGAAUUGCAUGCUCCAAGAACUCUCCUAGCAUUUCUUGGCAUCUCUUGCCCCAAGAUUGUAAAUUUUCUGCCACUGAAAUGAAAGCAUGGACAGCCUACCUGAUACACCCCCAAUGAAGUAAACACAGUGUGAAUCCUGAGUUACUCCUGUAUUCACAUAUUCCGUUCUUGGUUCCUGAGAAAAUAGCAAGGACUGGGAUGCCACACUGCUGCUUAGCUGCAAUUUCUGCCAACUCUGUUCUCUAUUUGUAUUUCCUUCAGACCAGAUGCUAUACUAUUCUUAAGGGUAGACAAUGGGAAGGGAUGCUGGUAAGAAGGGAUAACAUGUUGGUGUGCACAGCUGCACAACACUGGGCGUGAUUGAGCCACUUGACCGUGAUUCACUGUAUCAUCCAAGUUUGGAUGACACAUUAAGCCAUGAUGGGUUAUUCUUAGGACAAGCCAUGAGUAACUAUGGUGGCAUUUACAUAAACCAUAUACAGUAUUAGGUCUGGAUGACAUGUUAACAUGUUGCCCAAACUCAGUUAUUGUGUUUUGGGAAAGAGAUGCUUAAAUGCCAGCCAUUUGGUAACAUAGCAGCAUAAUUUUAUAGAUUUUACAAUAGGCAGUUUAUUUCCUGUAGUCUUGUGUAUAAGAGGGAAUAUACUUUUGUGAGAGAAUAUAGUUUUGCAGAUAUUCAUUUGUGAAGGAAUAUAUCUUUAGACCCAUCGUGAAUAGAAUGCCUACAAGGCUCCAUUUAUUUCCUGAAACCUUCGAACUUUUGUCCAACUUUUCAUCACAUCCCAGCCAGAAAGAGUUGCCAAUAGUUUUUCUAAUAUAUAUACCUAUAUGCACAAAAUAGUACACUUCCCUUUUAUAUGCUGAAUAACAUAUAUUUUUAUUCUUCCAUCACAUACUGAGCUCCUACUUAAAGCUAUUUUACCACAGAUAUUUCACAAGCAAUUUGGUGAUGCACUCAAAAUUAUAAUUAUUGAAUGCAUUGGUUUCUUGAGUGAUCUUCUUAUAUUAUUAUAUAUAUUCUUUUUGUUCUAUUUAUUUUUUAUCUCCAAAAUGAAAUAAUAAUUCAGAUCAAAAAAGAAUGUGUAUACCAUCACAACAAAACAGAUGUUAGUUUAAAUAUGUGUUUAAAAGGUCUGUCUCUCAUCCUCUUUUUACACUAGAGUAGUUAUUCAUUCCAUCACCACCUCCAGCAAGGUUAGGGUCCAUGUCCUUAAAAUGUACCCAACACAGCAGUGAGGCUUUUAAGAAGCCUCCAUUAUGGACUAAUAGAGGGUUUUUAAAAGCCUAAAUCCAGCAGCAGGGAGCAGGAAAGAUCCCUUAUCUCUCAUCAGAGAUAAGAGUUGUUCCCUGCCUGGGUGAGCUUGGGAAGGGUUCAGGGGAAAGACUUGGGGUUGGGAAAGAAGCUGGCAGGUCAAGUGGGAAUCCUGCAGGGUCGAUACUGCCAGGUUUCUGUUUUAGGAUUUAUAAAUUACAAAUGGAGGCCAGAAAACAAAUUCCUCCAAGGUGAAUGCUCAUAUGCCUUGAAGUAAUACUAUGAACACUGCUUCCAUUGCAUCAUGUUGGUGACUAUUGAUUCCCAGUGCUUUGUGUCUCUUUAUUCCUCAUAAGGAGUUCUCUCUUUCGGUCUGUCUGUCUGUCUGUCUGUCUGUCUUUCAUAGAUUUAGAUUUUAUUGAAAGCAGUUUUUUAAAAACUGAUACUGGCCUCCCCACCCUUGUGCUCCCAGAUGUGUUGGAUGUAUUUCCCAGGUAGCAUGUCCAUUGACCACUGGCCUUGCUGGCCGGGAAUUCUGGGAGUUGCAGUUCAACACAUCUGGAGAACAGCAGGUGGGGGAAGGCUGGGCUACUAGAUAACUGAAACUCUUUCAUUAUAUUUAUUUUUAUUAUAUUGGAAACAUAACCAUCAAUUCUACAAUCUCAGGAAGCAAUAUUGUUCUGGAAAGUUUUCCUUAAAGUAUUUCACAAGUGGAGAAGCUUUACUGUUUCCCUUGAGAGAGCACACUUUACCACACUUGUGGUACAUUCUGUAAAUGAUUUUGUUAAAAGAAAGUUUUCUCAGGCUCUCUAGGAUUUUGCCUCUUCAUCCCUUCAGUAUAAUCAUGGCACUUUACAAAGUUCUUUCAAAAGUUCAGCUUUGCUUCAGAAAGACAGACCAACUAAUGAGAUCAUUUGCUGCUAUAAAGUGGGGGUUUUGUCUACAUAUGAGACAUUACUAUAGCUCAAACGUGGUGUUGAUUCUUAGGGACUGGGCCAACUUUGUAUCCUUCUAAUAUUUUUAAUAUUAGACUUUCUAAUAUUUUAAGCUAUUGUUGGAUUAUGAGCAAUGGCUCUGUUGGAUCAUCAACUUCCUCUUGCCACAGUCAAUGAGUUUGUUUCACUUGCCACAAUCAGGUCUACUGGGCAGCCGAUAAAAAGAAAUGCAUAGAUGAAUGCCUUACAGGAAACCAUGCUGCUACAAAACACAAAACAAGAAAGAACAAUUCAGCCUGGGUAGUUAUGCAGAGUUGCACAAAAAUAAAAGCAGAAACAAAAAACAUACAAGCAAAACAUCAUAGCACGUAUUCAGGCAGUUGGAGCAAUGGCAGCAAAGGUGGGUAAAGACAAAGCAAUGUAAUAUGCAUGGAGUAAACUCAGAUAUUAGGGUCUGGUCUGGUAAGCAUCAAGCCACAGAGCAGGGACAGGUAAACAGGAUGGGGGUGGAGGCCAGAUGACUGCCCACCCACUGUGUCCUCCAUGACUUCAGGGGGCAAGGAUGGGGCCCUGCUUCCAACAUAAUUCAGUUGCCAGCAUCCAGCUUUGCUGCGCAAAUGCUUUGCCCAUCAGAGAAGGCUGAUGUUCGAGAAAGCCACUUUGCCCGUCCCACACCUUCGUCUCAUAGCAGGGAAACAUUUGGUCCUUGGAGACAUAUGCCCACCUAGAAUGCAGUUGGGAAGCCUCUUCACUCUGUGCAGGUUGCCUCCCAUUUGGAGGGAGCCUGUGUAAAGCCUUAUGCCUUCCUCCACUGGGGAGAGCAUGUAGGGUGGAUGAAGCCACCACUCCACCGAUACCUUUGAUCAGAGAUCACAGCCAGCUGGGAGAGUCCCCUGCGUGCUUUCACCAUCUACUGGGCUGUGAACAGAGCACGGGGGAAUCCCUUUCACUUUCAAGUGAAUCUCUGCUGUUUCUACUGUUUUGGUUCAUGGGUUUUGAGGGUGUGCAGCUGGAAUAUGCAAGAUUCAGCAGAGAUGAUACUUUUCCUAAAGGGUAGACACUAAAAGGGCCAUGACAAAAGGAAAUCCUGCAUCCUGCUUACUAUUUUUUUGCUAUCGGCACAUAGCUUUUUUUUUUUUUUUUAAGAGCAAGAAAAAUGUACCCAGUUUGUAUUAAGUUAUACAUGGCGGUUUGCAGAAAUAUGUCACUAAAGUUACAAUGACUUAGAAACAUAGAAACAGAGCGAGUCAGAAGGGGUCUCCUGGGCCAUCUAGUCUGACCUCCGGCACCAGCCAGCUCCACUCACGACAUGCCCACUUCUUUUAUUCUACAUUAUUUCAAAAUAUGUACAGAUUUAUCUCUGUACAUUUGUGCCUAAACAUAUGUAAUUAUAUACAUAAUGUUUGUGAACUGCCCAGAGAUCUAUGUUAUUAGACAGUAUAGAAAUUAUAUGAAUUGAUAAAUGAAUUUAUAGAGACCCAGAGGAAAUUGCACAGAUGAUGACCCAAACUUCUUACCCCAUCUCCUGAUCCUGGGUGAUCUCAGAUAAAGCUUUUAUUAUGUAAUUACUUCUUUAAUGGAAUGUUAUGGAGUUGGGGGUUGUUGAGAAAUUGUCAUUGUCUUGCAUGAGUCAUCCUCCCUUACUUCCCCACCACUUCUUCCAUCAUUUCUUCUUCCCUCAGAAAACCCUCUGAGGAUGGGAAGUCAGAAUAGCUGUGCAAUGGCUUUUGACUGGUAAUAUUGGGAGCUAUCUAGUUUGAAGUACCCGAGGAAUCCAAUAAAAUAUGCUUUAAAUUGUUAUUUUAACUGGAAAUAAUAUUUCCUUCCCCCUACCUAUCCCUUUCCAAGGAGGUUAAGCUGACUUAUUUGGUCCUCCCAUUUAUCUUCACAACAACCCUAUGAGGUAGGAUAGGUUGAGAGACACGAACUGACCCAAAGUCACCCAGGGAAUUUCAUGGUUCAGUGGAGAACAGAUGUCACAAUCCAAAACACUACCACUAGGCCACCCCAAUUUCUCUUGCCUAUACUCCCUUAUAAGUCAGCUUAGCCAUAGUCUGACCAAUUGUAAAGAAAGCAUUUGGCCAUGUCCCUAGUUUUAAAUCCCUUUAAAAAAUCCAGUAUGAAAAACAGAAAAAGUGCAUGGUAUGAGCAUGGUAUGAGCAACCUUCAGUAGAAUGGAGGUUCUACUUCUUCCUGCAAGCUCCAGCAACUGUAUUUUAUUAAAAUAUAACACUGCACUCUGACUGAUAACAAUCUGGUUGCAACUGCAUAUAGCAUCUUUGCUCUUUCUUUAUUAAUUUCCACAGAGCACGGGUAUCCAUAGAACAUGCCCAGAAGGGGAGUAAAGUGAUUGCAUAGUGUCACUGCCACUUUGGUAGCAAAUUCUGGGAUAUCCACUAUAAUGAGAAGACAAGAUAUGUGUAUUCUAACACUGGUGUAGUGAUAAUAGCCACAGUAGUGCAAUAAAUAAGGAUAGAGUUACACUUACGGCUCCUUAUUCCAGUUUUAGAGAUUGGAUGUGAUGUUUUCCCACUUUAAUUCACUGUAUUUCAGAUAUGUAGAAAGUUUCCUUUUGAGAUCUCACACACACACAAAUCCACAUUGCUAACAUGAUGUGAUAUCAGAGCUCCAAUCUUGCAGUGAAUAUUUGGAAGUCCUGGGAUAAAGUAAUUGGCCUUAAAAUCAGGAAGGGCUAUCAGCCUCUACUUGCGAAGUUGUCAUUACCUAAGCUAGUAUUCUACCCAGCUCUUUUGGUCCCUAUUCAGUUACACAGCUUAGGACACAUAACCUUGUGCAUGUUUAGACAGAAAUAAUUCUGUGCUUGAUGGGGCAUGCUGGGAGUAGGUAGACUUUUUUCCUACCUAAAUAUGCACAAGAUCGCACCCCUAGCUGCCCAGAAAAGCUGAGGCUAAAACAGUUCAUCCAGGUUCACAGAAAGACAGCGGUAAAGUUGAUAUGUGCCUCUGAGAAAGUCCCACAGCCAAGCCUUCUGAAUGAGCAAACUAAACUGUCCGGGGAUAAGAAGGGCAGUGAGAUGCACAGUGUGGUCCCACAGGGUUUUUGUAUUGAGACGCAUGCUUUUCAACUUAUCUGUGAAUGGUUUGGAAUUAGGAGUGAACAGUGAAAUAGCCAGGUUUGCUGAUGACACCAGAUUAUUUAGGGUGGUUGAAAUAAAAAGGAAUUGUGAGGAGGUCCAAAAGGAUUUCUCCGAACUGGAAGAAUGGCAUCAAAAUGGUAAAUGUGGUUCAGUUGAAAAAAUCCCAAGUUCAAGCAUAAGCAGAUGGGAUAUGAGCUACUAAUGACUACUAAUGACUAACCAAGACAGCGAUCUUGGGCUUGUGGUGGACAGCUCAAUGUAAAUGUCAAGCCAGCGUGUGGCUGCUGUGGAAAAGGCAGAUCCCAUGUUAGGAAAAGGAACGGAAAGAAAACUGUCAAUAUUUGGUGCAACUUCACUUGGAAGCCUGUGGACAGCUCUGGUCACCACACCUAAAAAAUGGUUCGUGCAAAAUUGAAAAGGGGGCAGAAAGGAAACUUUAAAGUAUCUGGGAGUGUUUAGCUUAGAAAAGAGUAAGAGGAGAUAUGAUAGUGGUGUACACAAUUGUGCAUGGUGUGAAAAAAUGCGCACAGAGAGACCUUUUCUCCUUCUGCCAUCAAACUAGAACUUGGGCUCAUCCCAUAAAGGUGAUUGGUGGGAAAUUCAGAACAUAUAAAAUGAAGUACUUCUCCAAACAACUCAUAGUAAAACUGUGGAAUUCCCUGCCACAGGAAUUGAAUGGGCACCAAACUGGAUGGUUUUAAAAGGAGAUUAGAAACCAGAUGCAUGGGGGAGAAGGCUACUAAGGGCUACUGGUCGUGAUGGUUAAAUGUCACCUCUAAUAACCAGAAGCACAUGUACACCAGUUGCUGGGGAACUUGAGCAGGAGGGAACUGAGGCAGCUGUUUGGUCACUGGACCAGAUGGACCCUCCUUAUGUUCUACGGGUGAUCUAUGAACAGUUCCAUGUAUACGUUGGAUACAUUAGAUCCAGAAUGGUACACAGAAAGAGGGUAGAGUCCGAUUUACCUUACUAAAAUGCCCUUUAGAUUAAUCCCAUCAAGCCUGUGCAAUGUGCAGGUUUACACAUUUCCUGACACAUUCCUAUACAUCGCCCCUUUCCCUUUUUAUUUACGUGUGAUUUCUCCGGCAACUCCUGACUACAAAAACAUUUCCAAGGAAGAUCCAACUCAGAUUAAAAGAAAAAUAACAACAGCACCUCAAGCCCCCUCCCCCCACAGCUCUGGUUUCUUUCUAGAGUAGGAUAGUAGCUUGCCGAAAUCACAGCCACAUUCUUCCCAUAGUAGUCCUUUAAAAUUAAUAGCACAUGCAGAGGAAAAACUAAACCCCUUUGACGUCACUCGUGCAACGAGGAAACAUAAACAGAGAAGGCUUCACUCCAGCGAGCUCGCAGGGCGCGCGCUGAUUGGCCGCCUCUGCUGCGCCCGGGGCAGUUGACAGCGCCUCCCAGCCAGGCACGGCCUUCUACUUGCUGCUUAGCACUCCGCCAGUCAGAGACUGCAGCAAGCGGUGCUGAGCACUAUCCCAGCACUUGCCUGGCAGAAAAGUGCAGGCUCUUGUUGGAGUCUCCCGCUCUCCCUCUCUCUCCCCCUGCGCGCUUCUUCACGUUAUCUCUCGCUCGGGCAUUUCUCCCCUUCCCAGCCUCAUCCAUGUUCACGCGCACCUUUCUCUGUCCCCGCGUGCGUCCCACUUAAUUCUUUGCCUAAUCCUGGAUGCAGUUUCUGGAUUCUGCAGUACAAGUCUUCAUGAACAAGCCGCACUGCUUACAGAUUUCACAGCAUUCAAAGGUCACAGAAUUGCCACUAUGGUUAAAUGUCUUGUUUAAUGGUUGAGAGGUGUGGAGAAAUCUCAUUCGAUGGUCCAGAGCAGAAUGCCAAAUGUGUUCGCAUGCUAGGAGAUGCACGGCUGAGAGGUCAGACAGGGGUUCUCUCUGAGCGGCGUGGCUCCUACCCAUUUAUUGACUUUCGCCUUCUCAAUAAUACCAUUUAUUCAGGGGAAAUUGGGACAAAGAAAAAAGUAAAAAGACUACUAAGCUUCCAGAGGUAUUUCCAUGCAUCAAGGCUAUUGCGUGGAAUCGUACCGCAAGCUUCACUGUACUUGCUGGAUGAAGACUACCUUGGCCAAGCAAGGCACAUGCUAUCCAAAGUGGGGAUGUGGGAUUUUGACAUUUUCCUCUUUGACCGCUUGACAAAUGGAAAUAGCCUGGUGACCUUGCUGUGCCACCUCUUCAACAUACAUGGGCUUAUCCACCACUUCCAGCUAGACAUGGUUACAUUACACAGAUUCUUAGUUAUGGUGCAAGAGGAUUACCAUAGCCAGAACCCGUACCACAACGCUGUUCAUGCUGCUGAUGUCACACAAGCUAUGCACUGUUACCUAAAGGAGCCCAAGCUUGCUAACUUCCUCACACCUCUGGACAUCAUGCUUGGAUUAUUGGCUGCUGCAGCCCAUGAUGUAGAUCAUCCGGGAGUCAACCAGCCAUUUUUGAUAAAAACCAAACACCAUCUUGCCAGUUUAUAUCAGAAUGUCUCUGUAUUAGAAAACCAUCACUGGAAGUCUACGAUAGGUAUGCUUCGAGAAUCAAGGCUGCUUGCACAUCUGCCCAAGGAAGAAAGGCAUGAUAUUGAACAGCAGCUGGGCUCCCUGAUCUUAGCAACAGACAUCAACAGGCAGAAUGAAUUUUUGACCCGGUUGAAAGCCCAUCUCAAAAAUCAGGAUUUGAAAUUAGAGGAUGCUCCAGAUAGGCAUUUUAUGCUUCAGAUUGCACUGAAGUGCGCAGACAUCUGUAAUCCUUGCCGGCUCUGGGAGAUGAGCAAACAGUGGAGUGAGCGAGUUUGUGAGGAGUUCUACAGGCAAGGUGACCUAGAGCAGAAAUUUGACUUGGAAAUAAGCCCUCUUUGUAAUCAGCAGAAAGACACAAUACCUAGUAUACAAAUUGGCUUCAUGACCUACAUUGUGGAGCCACUCUUUGAAGAAUGGGCCAACUUUACUGGAAACACUCCCUUAUCUGAAAACAUGCUGAACCAUCUGAGGAGGAACAAGACCAAGUGGAGGAGUUUGCUCCAUAAGCAGCACAGCAGCACCAGCAGGGGCACUGGCCACUCAGUGCAAAUGACUGAAGAGGAAGAACAGACUUUAAACGAAGGAGAAACGCCCUAGUGGCGACUUCGCACUCUAAUCUGCAGGGUCGCCAUCUUUCGUCUUUCUUGGGAGUGAACAAAAUCCUGAGGGUCUGUGGUGUCAUCGUGAACAAUUCAGGAAGCGAAGAAAGCAGGGAGGAACAGCUAAGUUCCAGGGGCCCUCCUCAAGAGAAUCUGUGUUGCUUCUGGAUUUGGUUGUGAAGCUCUGCCAAAUCCCACUUCCUCAUCUUACUCUCUGAAGCCAUUCAUCACUUCUGAUCAUAAACUGCUUGAUGAGAAGCUUUGUUCAGUUGUGCUGAAACGGGGACAGCAAGCAGGUACCAACUAACUGGAGGAUUAGUGGGCCCAGGCCAGAGCAGGGUGCUCCUGGUCCGUGGUGCCACUCACUUUGGGUCCUACUGUGACAUGCACUUCUGCCCAAAGUCCUGGAGCGAUGCACAGUCUUCAGUCUAGCAGCUGGGCUGCACAUUCAAAGCCACCAUCACCAGCAGCAGCAGUGUCAGAACUCAGAGGACAUCUGGCCACAUAAGAGAAAAGUAUCUCCUUUUAAAGAAUUGAAACACUUUUUAAAAUUUUUAUAUUUGGUGCACUGGACAAGGAAUCUAAAAAAAACCUUGAAGUAAGGUUAUUCUGUGUACACAAAGCUUUGUCAUGGUGGUGCCCAUUAAUCAUUUUACGCCACUUUAGAUUAAAAAAACUGACAUUCUUCUCACUGCAAGAACAGUAUUUCCUACAAAAUCAAAAGGGAAGAGUUGUACAGUUUAAAUGUUUCCAGAUGUCUCUUUUGAUGACUGUAUCUGUGACCUGUUUAUAUUCGCACAUCUAUGUCUCCUGUAUAUAUAAAGCUCUACUGAUUCCCAUACCAAAAUACCUAAGUAUUAUGGGAAAGCUACCUGUAUAAACAAUGGCACUGUGAACAAAAUACUGUUAGUUUUAGUAUUGGAAGUAUUUGUAAAUACGUUAGAGACUAUUAAUACACUUUUGUUUGCAGGUAAAGGC